GACGAAACUAAAUACAAUUCGUUCGAUUUCAUUAAGCAACAGACGUGUUGUUGCAUUGCGUGAAAUUUAUUCUUAAUUGUUUUUUUUCGACGUUAGCUCAUAUAAUUAUUGAAAAAUGUGGUUUUAUUUAAGCUGUGCUAUUUUAUGUAUAGUUUCAGCGAAUGGAUACAAAUCAUCGACACCAUUUAUAAAGAAUUUAGUACGUGGCGGAGACCACUUCGAAGGCCCACAUUGGGCAGACAAUGAAAAUGCUUUAUACUGGACAGAUAUAAGCGCGCAAAAAAUCUACAGACUCGAUGCAGAAACCGGAAACGUGACAAUACGGGAAAUAGUAUACGGCCCCGUCUCAUUAGUAGUCACCGUUAAAGACUACCCGAAGUUGAUAUUAGUAUCAUCACGAGCGGAGCUAUAUCUACUAUCGUGGGAUUCAGAACAAGGAGACAGUGCCUUGAGGUUGUUAACAGCUGUGGAUUUGGGCAAACCUGACAACCGCAUUAAUGAUGGCAAAGUUGAUAGACGGGGAAGGCUAUGGUUUGGAACAAUGGGCAAGGAGGAUGAAAAUGGUGUAGAGAAAGAACAAGGUACACUUUAUAUGCUAACAAAGGAAAACUAUAUCAACCCCGCAGAGAAAGUAAUGCCUGUAUCAAUAUCUAAUGGCAUUGCAUGGACUUCAGACGAUCUGUUCAUGUUUUACAUUGAUUCUGUUUUGAGAAACAUUCAAGUUUUCGAUUAUGACAUGGAUACUGGUUCUAUACGUAACAGAAGAACUUUAUUUGAUUUUCAAAUAAAUAAUGUCACUGGAGUUCCCGAUGGUAUGACUAUAGAUACAGAUGGAAAUCUUUGGGUUGCUUGCUAUGAUGGUGGAAAGGUUAUUAAAAUAGAUUCAAGGGCUGGAAAGCUCUUAGAGCAGCACAAAAUGCCUGCUAGCAAAGUGACAUCAGUAAUAUGGGGUGGUCAUAACUUUGCAACAUUAUUUGUUACUACAAGUAAACGGGACCUCAAUUCUAUGCAACUAGCUCAAGAACCUGAAGCAGGAUCACUGUUUGCAAUUGAAAACACUGGAUCAAGAGGAUAUCCAAGUAAUCAGUUUAUUUUUCCAAAUGCUGAUUUAUAUUGAUAUAAAUAAAAAAAAAAAAGUAUGAUGUUUUUUUAAUGUUAUGUUUGUUUUAUAGUGCAUCAUUGUAAACUUAUUUGAUAUGUUGUGUAUAUAGCAAUAAUUACUUUAUAUAUUUAAAGAUUUUUUCACAAUAUAUACAUUGAAAGUA
Messenger RNA from Pieris rapae (cabbage white), 1265 nucleotides. Its product is annotated as regucalcin. Gene Ontology annotation, molecular function: enzyme regulator activity; gluconolactonase activity; calcium ion binding. The transcript is spliced from 6 exons. The record is from RefSeq and is a predicted model, not a curated record. Gene Ontology annotation, biological process: L-ascorbic acid biosynthetic process. NCBI's taxonomy places the organism in Eukaryota, Metazoa, Arthropoda, Insecta, Lepidoptera, Pieridae. Bases 116 to 1117 code for a protein of 333 amino acids.